AUGGAAGCCAUUCUCCAAAAAAGUCUUCAGAUCCCAUCUGCUCAAGUCUAUUUACCUUAUGGCACUGCAGGCUUCCGAACAGUCGCCCACAACCUCCCUCAAGCUUGUUUUCGUGUCGGCCUACUUGCCCUUCUGCGAUCUCACGAGCUUAAAAAAAUCACUGGAGUAAUGAUAACUGCAUCCCACAACCAUAUAGCGGACAACGGUAUCAAAAUGAUUGACCACAAUGGAGAAAUGGUUCCUAUUGCCUGGGAAAGAGCUAUUGAAGCCUUCGUCAAUGCUCAAGACUUCGCUGAAGUUUUACGUGAAAAAUUUUCUAAUCCUAUCCAAGGAGACGUCUUUAUCGGCUGUGACAAUCGGCCAAGUUCUCCGGAACUUCUCAGCUGUUUACAGCAAGCUAUCGAGGUAGCAGGCGGAACUGCCCACAACUAUGGAGAAUUAACAACUCCACAGCUCCAUUGGCUAGUCCGCAGAUCAAAUUUCUCAUCAAAAUUGCCAGCAUCUGCUUAUAUAGAUUAUUUAAACCAAGCCAGCCGCUUAUAUACAAGUUUGCCUCAGACUUAUAAUUAUGAAAAUGACCUUAUAAUUGACGCUUCUGGAGGGGUUGGGGCUAAUACUUUGAGACUAUUAAAUAUCACAGGAUUGAACUUCCAAAUAGUAAAUACAGAGCCAAGCUUACUAAAUGAAGGCUGUGGGGCUGAGCACGCCCAUAAAAUAAGGACUUGUCCAAGGAAUGUACCUGUAGGUCUUAAAUGUGCAAGUCUAGAUGGGGACGCAGAUAGGCUGGUUUACUAUAAAAGUGCUGAAAAUUUAAAUGUAUUAGGAGGAGAAAGGCUGACUGUUUUAAUGUGCCUAGCGCUUAAAAAACUGCUUGACGAAGAAAAUGUGGAAGGAAAAGUCACAGUUGUGACGACUGGGUACUCAAAUUCUGCGUCAUUAGAAUAUUUAGAACAAAGGGGAAUUGAAAUUGUCCUAGUAGCAACUGGGGUAAAAUAUCUUCAUGAAGCUGCAAAAAAGGCAGAAAUUAGUGUGUAUUUUGAAGCUAAUGGACAUGGAACAAUUAUUGCGUCAGAAAAUAAAUUAGCUUCAUUAAAAGAAUUAAAUGCAGAAAAAUUACUGGCAUUUUUGUCACUUGCGAAUGAAGUAAAAAUUAUUUAGGCUGUGGGAGAUGCGGUGGCUGAUCUUUUGCUUUCAGAAAUUUCGAUGAAAAUAUUAGAUUUUAGCUUGAAGCAAUGGGAAGAACUUUAUCAUGAUUAUCCUACCACGAUAAUUGGAGUGAGAUCCCCUAUAAAAGAGCAAAUAAAAACUUCAGAAAACGAGCUGGAAGUGGUAGAACCAGCAAAUCUUGUAAAUAAAAUACAAGAAAUCACACAUAGACUAGCUGAUCAAAAAGUAAGAGUCCUUUUAAGGCCUUCAGGGACUGAACCUAUAGUCAGAAUAUUUGUGGAAGCUUUGAGCCUUGACACAUGCAAAGCUGUAGCUAAUGAACUUAGAGAGUUUAUUAUAUAA
This is a messenger RNA of Blepharisma stoltei, 1509 nucleotides long. The record is from the annotation of a GenBank genome assembly. Lineage: Eukaryota; Ciliophora; Heterotrichea; Heterotrichida; Blepharismidae.